AUGUCUCUGUGUCAGAGGGAGAAACUGCUGAAAAUUACCAAGUCUUGUUUAAUUACUGGUGUUGAUCUUGGUUUGGACAUUGAGACAGACAUCCCAGACUCCAAAGCCUUCCUGAUCUACAACACGGGGGCACAGGGCUGCCUGGAGACCAAGGACUCCCUGGUGAGACUGGCCAAGAGCUGCAACACCAGUGCCCCUGCCCAGCAGUGGAAAUGGGUCUCUCGGAACCGCCUCUUCAACGUGGGGUCCCUGCAGUGCCUGGGGGUGUCGUGGCACGGGCCCAACACCACGGCAGGGCUGCACCCCUUGGCUACCUACGAGUGCGACCGGGAGUCCAUCAACAUGCGCUGGAGCUGCCGGGGCCUCGGGGAGCAGCUCUCCCAGCAUCUGGGUGCCCGCCCGGGGAAUUCCUCCCUGGAGAGGGGGGACCAGGCGCGGGGUGCCCAGUGGAGGACGUUCGGCACCGAGGAGGACCUGUGCUCCGUGCCCUACUCUGAGAUUUACACCAUCCAGGGCAACUCGCACGGGAAGCCCUGCACCAUCCCCUUCAAGUAUGACAACCAGUGGUUCCACGAGUGCACCAGCACAGGGAGGGAGGAUGGUCACCUCUGGUGUGCUACCACCCAGGACUAUGGCAAGGACGAGCGAUGGGGCUUCUGCCCCAUCAAGAGCAAUGACUGUGAGACCUUCUGGGACAAGGACCAUCUCACCAACAGCUGCUACCAGUUCAACUUCCAGUCGACGCUGUCGUGGCGGGAGGCCUGGAACAGCUGUGAGCAGCAAGGGGCCAACCUGCUCAGCAUCACUGAGAUCCACGAGCAGACCUACAUCAAUGGACUGCUGACAGGGUACAGCUCUACACUCUGGAUUGGACUCAACGACCUGGACAUCAAUGGAGGCUGGCAGUGGUCGGACAACUCGCCCCUCAAGUACCUCAACUGGGAGAGUGACCAGCCAGACAACCCCAGCGAGGAGAACUGCGGGGUGAUCCGCACCGAGUCCUCCGGGGGGUGGCAGAACCGCGACUGCGGCAUCGCCCUCCCCUACGUCUGCAAGAAGAAGCCCAACGCCACAGCAGACCCCUUCCUGACGGACUCGUGGUCAGAGGUGAAGGUGGACUGUGAGCCCAGCUGGCAGCCCUUCCAGUCCAACUGCUACCGCCUGGUGGGAGAGAAGAAGAGCUGGCAGGAGGCAAAGAAGACCUGCCUGAGAAGUGGGGGGGACCUGGUCAGCAUCCACACCCUCUCCGAGCUGGAGUUUGUCACCAAGCAGAUCAAGCAAGACGUGGAGGAGCUCUGGAUUGGCCUAAAUGACCUCAAGCUGCAGAUGAACUUUGAGUGGUCGGAUGGGACACCCGUGAGGUUCACCUACUGGCAUCCCUUUGAGCCCAACAACUUCCGUGACAGCCUGGAAGACUGUGUGACCAUCUGGGGACCGGAAGGGAGGUGGAAUGACAGCCCGUGCAACCAGACCCUGCCAUCCAUCUGCAAAAAGCCUGGUCGGGUGAGCCAGGAGAAGGAGGAGGAUGACCAUGGGUGCCGAAAGGGCUGGAAGUGGCACAGCCCCUCUUGCUUCUGGCUGGGCGAGGACCGUGUCCCCUACAGCGACGCUCGCAGGACCUGCUCUGAUUACAGCUCCACGCUGGUCACCAUCACCAACAGGUUUGAGCAGGCCUAUGUCAGCAGCCUCAUCUACGGCUGGGAUGGGGAGUAUUUCUGGACAGCCCUGCAGGACAUCAACGAGACCGGCGCCUUCCGCUGGCUCAGCGGGGACGAGGUCACCUACACCCACUGGAACCGCGGCCAGCCCGGUUACAACAAGGGUGGCUGCGUGGCCCUGGCCACCGGCAGCUCCAUGGGGCUGUGGGAGGUGAAGAACUGCAGCACCUUCAAGGCCAAGUACAUCUGCCGGCAGAACCUGGGCACCCCGGUCAACCCCGAGCUGCCCGGGCCCUACCCCACACCCAGCCCCUCUGCCACCUGUCCCAUGGGAUGGAGCUCUGACUCCAAGCUCCGACACUGCUACAAGGUGUUCAACUUUGAGAAACUGCAAGAGAAGAGGACGUGGGUCGCGGCGCAGGCGUUUUGCCGGGAGCUGGGGGCCCAGCUGCUCAGCCUGGGCAGCUACGAGGAGGAGCACUUCGUGGCCAACACCCUCAACAAGAUUUUUGGGGAAGUGGAGCCGGAGCUGCACGAGCAGCACUGGUUCUGGAUCGGCCUGAACCGGCGGGACCCUGGGGGGGACCGGAGCUGGAGAUGGAGCGACGGGCUGGGGUUUUUCUACCACAACUUUGACCGCAGCAACUACGAUGACGACGCGGUGCGGACGUGCGCGGUGCUGGACCUGGCCUCCCUGCAGUGGAUGCCCAUGCAGUGUGAAGCCCAGCUGGACUGGAUCUGCAAAGUGCCCAAAGGUGCUGAUGUGAAGGAGCCAGAGAUCACGACCCAAGGCAGCAAAGACUGGGUGAGGUACCAGGAGGCCGAGUACAGGUUCUCUGAGGAUCACUUGACGUGGGUGCAGGCCCAGCGCAUCUGCAUGUGGGUGCAGGCAGAGCUGGCGUCGGUGCACAGCGAGGCCGAGCUGCGGUUCCUGGGCCAGAACCUGAAGAAGUUCUCCAGAGGCCAGGAGCAGCACUGGUGGAUCGGGCUGCACACCUACGAGAACGAUGGGAGGUUCAAGUGGUCUGAUGGGUCCCUCCUCAACUUCAUCUCCUGGGCACCAGGAAAGCCCCGGCCCAUCAACAAGGACAAGAAGUGUGUGUACAUGACGGCCAGCAGAGCCCUUCCCCAGCGUGGCAAGCGCGAGUUCCAGUGGGUGGAGGGCGAGUCGCUGCGCCAUGUGAGCUGGGCACCCGGGGAGCCCUCGGGGGGCAGCACCCCCAGCCCCCGUGACAAGCCGACCAACUGUGUGGUGGUGUGGCACGGAUCACCCCCCCACUUCACCGGGCGCUGGGACGACCGGAGCUGCCUGGAGGAGAAGCACGGCUACAUCUGCCAGAGGAGCAUAGACCCGUCCCUGAGCCCCGCGCGGACGCUGUUCCCCCCCUCGCCCACCGGCACCCUCUUUUACCACAACAGCACUUACCGCAUCCUGCAGAAGCCCCUCAGGUGGCACGAGGCCCUGCUGCUCUGUGAGACCCUCAACGCCAGCCUGGUCACCAUCCUGGACCCCUACAGCCAGGCCUUCCUCACCCAGGCCAUCAGCAGCCUGAGGGCUCCGCUCUGGAUCGGGUUGGCCAAUAACCAGCCCCGGCGGGUCACUGGCUGCACCUACAUGGACACGGACGGGAGCUGGCGCGUGGCCGACUGUGACACCAGGCUGCAGGGGGGCAUCUGCCAGCUCAGAGCAGGUGCCCCCCGCAUGCACAAGUGGAGCUACAGUGGCAGCUGCCCCAAAUCACUGGAGGACUCGUCCUGGAUCCCCUUCCGGGACCACUGCUACACCUUCCACAUGGAGAUCACCCUGGGGCAGAAGGAGGCCAUGAGGAGGUGCCAGAAAGUUGGUGGCACAGUGUUGUCCAUCCAGGACGAGAUGGAGAACAUCUUUGUGUGGGAGCACCUCCAGGCGUAUGAGGGCCCUUCCAAGGGUGCCUGGCUGGGCAUGACCUUCAAUCCCAAAGGUGGCACCCUGGUUUGGCACGACAACAGCGCCGUCAACUACUCCAACUGGGGCCAGCACGACACGGGGCCCAGCAUGCUCAGCCAGAACAGCUGCUACUGGAUCCAGAGCAGCAACGGCCUGUGGCACCUGGGCUCCUGCACCAAUGUCACCAUGGGGGUCAUCUGUAAGAUCCCCCGAGUGGAGGAGAGCAGCUUCUCCAGGGCAGUUCCUGCUCUGGUGCUGGUUCCUUUUGUGGUUGAUCUUCCCUGUACUUCAGAGGGCUUUUUGAUAAGAACCUGCCUCAUGGAGGAGGAUGUGAAUUAG
Messenger RNA from Chaetura pelagica (chimney swift), 3924 nucleotides. It is a transcript of the gene MRC2, whose product is annotated as mannose receptor, C type 2. Bases 1 to 3924 code for a protein of 1307 amino acids. NCBI's taxonomy places the organism in Eukaryota, Metazoa, Chordata, Aves, Apodiformes, Apodidae. The transcript has 29 exons. Gene Ontology annotation, molecular function: signaling receptor activity. The record is from RefSeq and is a predicted model, not a curated record.